AUGGCAAAAACAUAUGCACUAUCUCAGUUAACGUUCCACACUUACAUCAACACCACAUCACAACACAAUAGUAUUGAAAAUAACAUCGUAAAAUUCGUUUUCAACACAAAAUCUAAAAACUCUCUUUCACUACAAAGAAGACAAAACAACUAUAUCAAUGGUGGCCUAAACUUAUGGAACCUGAAGACAAGAGAACUAGCACAGAAAGCAUGGUUAUUCGAAAGAUACCUCCACCAAAGAGUAAGUAACACUCCUAGUUCAUAUAUAAAACUGUGGGAAGAGGAACUCAGAAACAACAACAACAACAAAACAACAACAAAACAAAAUCAACUACAACUACAACUACACUGGCAAUGCAAGCAAGCAUGGACCCAAUUAAAAACUCCACAAAAUAAACAAACACACUACGAACACCUCCCAAAAUUAAAAAAAAUAUACGAGGAUAUGAUGACAACUCAAUCUCCAGAACACAACAAAUUCAUACCAACUCCUGGCCAAAAAGAAAUAAUGACCAAAAUUAAUAGCAAACACCUUCCAUUUAAAGAAAUCAAAAAAAUAAUAAACAUGAAAGGUAGAGAUCUAUUAUGGAGAUACACACUGAAAGCAUUACCAAAAAUAUACAACAUGCCAUGCCAACAGUGUGGGGAAGAUGAGACUUCAGAACAUAUAUUCUUCAACUGCAAAGCCCACAUCAAAAACACACAAGAAAUAUUCAACUACACCCUAACUAAGUGUGGACACACCACUCACACCUGGAAUGUGAAGAUUUUAAACCAUCUACAAAUCGCACUAGUAGCCAAUUUAAUAGCUAUUAUAUUCGAAAGAAUCUGGCACAAAAGAAAUAAACUCAUUCACGAUGAAAAAGAAAUAAUAAUUCACAGACAACAAGUCAUACGUGAACUGAUUAAAACACAAAGAGCUGCAUGGGACAGGACACAAGCGGUUAUAAACAAAACAUUAAGAAUCAAAUCAAAGCAACGGCCAGAAGAACAAAAUAAAUUAGACUCACUAAUCUCGCUAAAGCUAUUACAAUUUAGCAGACAAUGGAACUCACCUCUUCACGCAAUAGAACUUCCGAAACAUCUCAAAAAAUACAAUAAUUCACUCAGUACUUUCUAUAAAUAA
Dictyostelium discoideum AX4 is the source of this 1125-nucleotide messenger RNA. RefSeq lists its product as hypothetical. The coding region runs from base 1 to 1125 and encodes 374 amino acids. The record is from RefSeq and is a predicted model, not a curated record. NCBI's taxonomy places the organism in Eukaryota, Evosea, Eumycetozoa, Dictyosteliales, Dictyosteliaceae. The transcript has a single exon.